Molecule: messenger RNA, 1780 nt
Organism: Trematosphaeria pertusa
Lineage: Eukaryota; Fungi; Ascomycota; Dothideomycetes; Pleosporales; Trematosphaeriaceae
Product: serine palmitoyltransferase 1
Exons: 5
Coding region: 79-1605 (508 amino acids)
Biological process (GO): ceramide biosynthetic process; sphingosine biosynthetic process
Cellular component (GO): endoplasmic reticulum
Molecular function (GO): pyridoxal phosphate binding; serine C-palmitoyltransferase activity
Source: RefSeq, a predicted model, not a curated record
CAUUUACAUCGCAUCAUCCCAAAAUUGUUUACAAGCCACACCCUCCUUCCUCCCCAACGCUGGCCGCUGAUACUCACAAUGGAUCUUCACGAAGCGCAAAGCACGCUCGUGCGCGUGUUCAACGACGCAAAUGCGCAAUUUCACAAAAUGCCUGGUUCCGCGAUCAUCCUGCGAUACAUCAAGUCGAGCUACCAAAACGACCCCGUGCGGAGCGCGAUCGAGCUUUUCUUGUUCCUGUUUGCGGUGCGGUAUAUGUUGAGCCCGAGUUAUAGCCAGCAGAAGAAGGUUAAGCUUACAGAGGAGGAAAUCGAUGAAUUGGUGGAUGACUGGACACCCGAGCCGCUGGUAGCAGCGCCUACGCAAUUGGAAGAACUGGAGAACGAGAAGAGACCAGUUAUUGUUGGGCCUACGGGACCCAAGUCAAAGCUCUCGAACGGACGAACGGUAACGAACCUCGCUUCCUACAACUUCUACAACUUCGUCGCGAACGAGAUACUCAAGGAGAAAGCUAUACAAACACUGCGGACAUAUGGCGUGGGUCCUUGCGGACCGCCCGGCUUCUACGGCACCCAGGACGUGCAUAUGAAGACGGAGGCUGAUGUCGCUGCCCAUUUGGGAAGCGCCGCUUGUAUUGUCUACGCGCAGUCCUUCUCCACGAUAUCGAGCGUUAUCCCGUCGUUCUUAAAGCGUGGGGAUAUCAUUGUUGCGGACAAGGCGGUCAAUUUUGCGGUGCGCAAGGGCAUACAGAUAUCGAGGAGUACAGUGAGGUGGUACGAGCAUAAUGAUAUGGAGGAUUUGGAGCGUGUGCUGCAGAAGGUUACGAAGGAGCAGGCGAAAAAGCCGCUUACGAGGCGAUUUAUUAUCACCGAGGGCAUGUUUGAAAACAUGGGGGAUGUGGUGGAUUUGCCGAAGCUCGUUGAGCUCAAACUCCGCUACAAGUUCCGCAUCAUCCUCGACGAAACCUGGUCCUACGGCGUCCUCGGGAGAACCGGUGGCGGCGUCACGGAAGCACAGAAUGUGGAUGCUAAGGAAGUCGACAUGAUCAUCGGCAGCCUGUCAGGCCCGCUCUGCGCCGCUGGAGGCUUCUGCGCGGGAAGCGAGGAGGUCGUCGAGCACCAGCGUAUCUCCUCUGCGUCGUACACCUACUCUGCCGCUCUUCCAGCUCUCCUAUCCACAACAGCCAGCGAGACGAUAUGCAUGCUCCAAGAACAACCAGAGAUCCUUACUGCGCUGCGAGAAAACGUCAAGGCUAUGCGGGCACAGUUGGAUCCGAGGAGUGACUGGAUCAAAUGCACGAGCGCGCCUGAGAACCCGAUUCUGAUUCUUGUGUUUAAGCCGGAGGUUGUGGCGAGUAAGAAUCUCAGCAUCCAGGAGCAGAGUCAGUUGAUGCAGGAUGUGGUUGACGAGUGCCUUGCCAAUGGCGUUCUCAUCACCAGAGUAAGAACCUACCCACACGGCGUGGGCUUCAAUGCGCGCGAUCAGGGAUGGCAGCCUACGCCUGGGCUGAAGGUCUGCGUUACUUCUGGUCUUACGAAGAAAGAGACGGAAAAGGCGGGUAUUGUUGUUCGACAUGCUGUCACCAAGAUCAUUUCGAGGAGGAAGUAGGGACUCUCUGGGGAUCCUGCGACCACGGAAACUUGUAUGAGUACUGCAUCGGCGGCGUUCUGGGGCAUUAGGAAGUCUUAGUCGCUUUUCCUUGUACAGAGAGAUACUCUACCAUAUGUAGAUACACCUGCCGUAAUGCAUAAUACCGAUAUCGCCAAGACGAUAUCCAGCUUCG